Molecule: messenger RNA, 3960 nt
Organism: Castor canadensis (American beaver)
Lineage: Eukaryota; Metazoa; Chordata; Mammalia; Rodentia; Castoridae
Gene: Niban2
Product: niban apoptosis regulator 2
Source: RefSeq, a predicted model, not a curated record
CUGAGGCGUCCGGCGGGAGGGACGCAGCUGGAGCCCGAGCGGAACCCAGCAGAGCGCGAGCGGAGGCCGCAGCCUGAGGCGGUGGAACGGGGGACGGAGCGGGCCGGGCUCCCAUGGCGUCUGCGGCGUGCGUCUGAGCAGCGCGGGCAGCGGCGGGCGGUGGCCGGAUCGGGCCGGGGCUCCUCCUCGCCAUGGGGGACGUGCUGUCCACACACCUGGACGACGCUCGGCGCCAGCACAUCGCAGAGAAGACAGAGAAGAUCCUGAGGGAAUUUCUCCAUUUCUAUGAGGACCAGUAUGGCGUCGCACUCUUCAACAGCAUGCGCCACGAGAUUGAGGGCACUGGACUGCCACAGGCGCAGCUGCUCUGGCGCAAGGUACCCCUGGAUGAGCGCAUCAUUUUCUCGGGGAACCUGUUCCAGUAUCAGGAGGACAACAAGAAGUGGAGGAACCGCUUCAGCCUUGUGCCACACAACUACGGGCUGGUGCUAUACGACAACAAAGUGGCCUAUGAGCGGCAGGUGCCACCCCGAGCCAUCAUCAACAGUGCAGGCUACAAAAUCCUCACCUCCGUGGACCAGUACCUAGAGCUCGUUGGCAACUCUCUACCAGGGACUACAUCAAAAUCAGGCACUGCCCCCAUCCUCAAGUGCCCCACACAGUUCCCGCUCAUCCUCUGGCACCCUUAUGCACGUCACUACUACUUCUGCAUGAUGACAGAAGCCGAGCAGGACAAGUGGCAGGCUGUUCUACAGGACUGCGUCAGGCACUGCAACAAUGGGAUCCCUGAGGACUCCAAGGUGGAAGGCCCCGCGUUCACGGAUGCCAUCCGCAUGCACCGCCAGUCAAAGGAGCUGUAUGGCACCUGGGAGAUGCUAUGCGGGAAUGAGGUGCAGAUCCUGAGCAACCUGGUAAUGGAGGAGCUGGGUCCUGAGCUGAAGGCGGAGCUCUGCCCUCGACUGAAGGGAAAGUCACAGGAGCGGCAGCGCCAGUGGAUCCAGAUCUCGGACGCCGUAUAUCGCAUGGUGUAUGAGCAGGCCAAGAAUCAAUUUGAGACUGUGCUAUCCAAACUGCAGCUGGCCCGGCCAGCCAUGGAGGCGGUCAUCCGCACCGACAUGGACCAGAUUAUCACCUCCAAGGAGCAUCUGGCCAGCAAGAUUCGAGCCUUCAUCCUCCCCAAGGCAGAGGUGUGUGUGCGGAACCAUGUCCAGCCCUACAUUCCGUCCAUCCUGGAGGCCCUGAUGGUGCCCACUAGCCAGGGCUUCACAGAGGUUCGGGACGUCUUCUUCAAGGAGGUCACAGACAUGAACCUGAAUGUGAUCAACGAGGGUGGCAUUGACAAGCUGGGCGAGUACAUGGAGAAGCUGUCCCAGCUGGCCUAUCACCCCCUGAAGAUGCAGAGCUGCUAUGAGAAGAUGGAGCCACUGCGGCUCGAUGGGCUGCAGCAGCGUUUCGAUGUGUCCAGCACAUCUGUGUUCAAGCAGCGAGUCCAGAUCCACAUGCGUGAGCAAAUGGACAAUGCUGUGUAUACCUUCGAGACCCUCCUGCACCAGGAGCUGGGGAAAGGGCCCACCAAGGAGGAGCUGUGCAAGUCCAUCCAGCGGAUCCUGGAGCGGGUGCUGAAGAAGUACGACUAUGACAGCAGCUCUGUGCGUAAGAGGUUCUUCCGGGAGGCGCUGCUGCAGAUCACUAUCCCCUUCCUGCUCAAGAAGCUGGCCCCCACCUGCAAGUCGGAGCUGCCGCGCUUCCAGGAGCUGAUCUUCGAGGACUUUGCCAGGUUCAUCCUGGUGGAGAACACGUAUGAGGAGGUUGUGCUGCAGACCGUCAUGAAGGACAUCCUGCAGGCUGUGAAGGAGGCCGCCGUCCAGCGCAAGCACAACCUGUACCGGGACAGCAUGGUCAUGCACAACAGUGACCCGAACCUGCAUCUGCUGGCUGAGGGAGCACCCAUCGACUGGGGCGAGCAGUAUGGUGACAGCGGUGACGGCAGUGGGGGGGACAGUGGCAGUCCCAACCCUGAAGCAGCCACCCUCUCGGAGAAGCGCCAUCGGGCCAAACAGGUGUUGUCUGUGGUCCAGGACGAGGGGGCAGGGCUGCCCUUUGAGGCUGGCUCUGAGCCUCCGUCACCUGCAUCUCCGGACAGUGUCACUGAGCUCCGAAGCCUGCUGGCUCGGGAUCUACGGGCUGAGAGCCCCCCGCCAUCCAGCCCCCUGCUCAAUGGGGCCCCUGCCCAGGAAAACCCCGAGCCCAGGGCAGUCCCCGAGGCCUCCUCAUCGUCUGCAUCACCCCUGCGGCAUCUCCCACCUGGAAAGGCUGUGGACCUUGAGCCCCCCAAACCCAGUGACCAGGAGACCGGGGAACAGGUGUCCAGCCCUGGCAGCCGCCCCCCCAUUCACACCACCACUGAAGACAGUGCGGGGGUGCAGACAGAGUUCUAGGCUGGUCGCCCCAGGCUUCUAUGGACACAGUGCGGGCCAUGCCUCCAGGGCACUGCAGGCUCUGCUCCAGGGAAGGGCAACCAACCUAUACCUUGUGGGUGGAGCUGGGCAAGGGUGACUGGAACCCCUGGGGGAGCCAGGCCCACAUGAGUCACUUUAUUGGGUUUGGUCCACCCUUUAUUGCUCUGUUUUCUCUUCUGUGGGCUGAUCUUGGAGGCAGGGGCUGAUUUUGAGGUUUUCCUUUGUGCUGUGGGCUGUACAACUUAGGGGGGCUGGGGAGUCCCUCCAUUCUGCCCUCCUGCUGUCACCUCUAUUUCCUUCACCGUGGGUCUUACUAUCGACCAAGGGAGAUGAAAAGCAUCAAUGCUGUGACUCAAAAGCCUGGGAAAACCCAGAUUCCCUGUUAUCUUCCCCUCAGGGCUCCCUGGCACCUUGAUAGGGAGGAAGAAAUGAAGGGAGAGGUGGCGGAAGGUGGGACGGGUGUGAAGAUUGUCUCUGUCCUGCACUGUUCAGUCAUCCCCUUGACCCCUGGCCUAGAGGCUGGAUUCCAAGUGGACACUGGCUUCACUCCCCCCAGAGGCUGAGGGAGGCCAAGAAGGAGGGUUUCAGGCUGGAGCCAAGCUGGGGGGUGCUGGAGGAGGGGAAGGAAGGAUUUUGGGGUGUCUUGACAGGGGAGUGGGCCAGGUGCCUGUGAUUGAAAUGAGAAAGGCCUGGAAUGUGCUGGUCUGUGGAGAGGAAGUGACUGAAAGGAGGAAGGAGCUGACCUUUGGGGAGAAGCUAAGGGAGCCUGUGAGCAAGAGGGUGAGGUGGCAGUUAGUGUUGUUGCAGCUGGAGCCCAGCCUGUCUCCUUCCUGAUAACCUGAGCUCCCCCAUUCUCGGAGUUCCCUCUGUUCCUCUCUUGGUCCCCACAUUCACACUCUGGGUUGGGCAGUCUCUCAGAAGCAGGGCUUGGUGGGCAUGGGCUCUGUCUGCUCCCGAUCAUCUCUAAGGUACUCACUGCUUGCCAAGGAGGUAGAGGGGCUCCUGAGAGGCAGCAGGAGAACCUGUGGCUCCCCAAGACACUGAGGAUUUGCGUGGCUUUGGCUGCCUCUGAGUCUUGAGUCACCUCACUGAAAAUUCCAGGCCCUUCUCAGAUGUCCUUGUGAGUCACUUUGAACUGAUGUCCCUUCCUCGAGGGUCAAGUCAAGGCCACCCCAACUUGACAGCCCCCCCUUCCUGUGCCUCCUCAGACCUUCUCUGCUGUUGGGAGGACAGAGCAGAAACUGCCUCUUCAAGGUUCCCAGGGUGGGGUCCCCUCCCCAGCCCUGUGUCCUCCAUCCCUUGAACCUGCUCCCCUGGGCUGGAGCCUUAGCCUCACAGGACAAGGCUGGUGCUCAGGGCCACCAGCCUCCUCUGACAAAGUCAGUGAUCUCUUCCAUGCUCUCUAGUGCCUUGGGGGUUUCGAUCAUCCUUCCCAGGUGUGGUAUUGAGAAUACUAUGCAAACUGUUUAAGCUUCUGCUAAUCAAUAAAUGCUUUAUUUAA